Apus apus (common swift) is the source of this 4058-nucleotide messenger RNA. RefSeq lists its product as uncharacterized. Bases 19 to 3483 code for a protein of 1154 amino acids. The transcript has 5 exons. Gene Ontology annotation, biological process: protein ubiquitination; Notch signaling pathway. The record is from RefSeq and is a predicted model, not a curated record. NCBI's taxonomy places the organism in Eukaryota, Metazoa, Chordata, Aves, Apodiformes, Apodidae.
GCUGCCCGCCCCCGCAGCAUGGCGGGCCGCACGGUGCGGGUGCGGGGCCUCCUCCCUGACCUGCCGCCCGACAGGCUGGUGGACAAGCUGACCAUCCACUUCCUGCGGUCCCGCAACGGCGGCGGGGAGAUCGCCGAGGUGCGGGUGCUGCCCGGGCCCCCGCCCUGCGCCCUCCUCACCUUCGAGGCGCUGGAAGUGGCCCAGAGGAUCCUGGAGGUGAAGAGCCACGUGCUGUCCGUCGGGGGGAAGCAGUACCCGCUGGAGGUGACGGCGCACGAUGCUGAGCUGAGCCCCGAUGAGAUCUUUAUAUGCGCUUAUGUGAUAGUUGACUACAGCAAGCUUCCUGAUGGCAAAACCCUCCUGAAGAACUUGCAUAAAGGCUACAGCAAUGUCCUCUUUGACUUUGACUCCAAGAACACACACUGCAUAGUCAAGGGGCCAUUCAUGGAGCUGCAGGCCUUCAGCAGGGACUUGCUGGGGACCCUGAACCUCGAGAGCCAGCUUGCUGGAGAGCUUCUCCUGCCAGGUUCUGUCAGAGUCACCAGAGAGACCAGAAUGCGUGAUCGCCAGCAAGUGCCUGACUCUCCUGAGUCAGCAGGAGAGAUGGCAAAGCUGCCAAACUGGGACCAGGUGUGUGAAAAGGCAGCUAAACUCCCAUCACCUCAGAGCCCAGUGGAUGGGGAAUCUGUGGAGCAGCUGGAGGACUUUUCCCUAGUGAUGGACUUGGACAUUUACUUGUACAUGCAGAGGUUCUGUGCUGCUGAGUACCAAGGUGUGCUACGCAAGUAUGGUGUGGAUGUGGUGGAUGUUAGUGGUGAUGGCAUCACCACACUAUACCUCCAGCUACCUGCAGAUGUGUCUGGGAACAUGGACACCCUGCGACAGGCCCAUCUGGCCCUGCAGCAGCUUUACCAGCAGCUGGAGGCAAGAUUGCGCAAGGAGAAGAUCACCAAAGAAGAACUGGGUCUGGACAGCCAGGCACUCAGGGUUCUGACGCAUGAGCUGAAGAAACUGUACCCCCAGUUGCUCUGCCAUGAGGAUGUGAAGCAGCUUUAUCUUAUUGGAAACCUUGUUGAUGUCUCCCAGGCCAAGCAGAACCUUCAGGCUCUCAGCACCAGGAGAGGUGCUGCACACACGGUUGGCACGCCCAGCGGCUCCCAGCCCUCACAUCCAGCAACCUCCCGCACCACAGAGGCUGCACUGCAGAAGCCCAAGGUGCUUGUGGACUCCUCACCCUCCAGGCUCAGCCCGGGCAGGCUGGAGCUGAAACGUGAGCUCAAGCUACCUGCCAACUUCAGUACUCUGAAAGCUGACAGAUCUCAGGCCGGCCAGGGUGUCUUGCUGAAUCAGGACCCUCCACCAGUGGGACAGGUGCAGCUUUCUGGAAGGCACUUACCAGACAGAGAUGCUCUCAGUCCAACUGACCCAACAGCACUGACCCAGCAGUUCCAGCCUCAUGUUUCUACAAAUGAUUUUGUUUUGGGGUCAGCAGCAGAGUCUCAGCAGAAGGCCCCCAAAGAAUGGGACCAUGUGAAAGGAGGUGCCCACCUUACAAGACACAAGGCUCUGUCUCCCCUUGGAGGCAAAGAAAAUGGCACUUGGAGGCAUCCUGGGGACUCUAAAGGCUCAGGUCCCAUCAAACCCUACCCCCUCACUAGCCUGUCUACUACCUUUGACGUGACAAGGACCUCUUCUGCUUUAGACUUUAAACCUUCUGAAUCCAGGCCUCUGCGGCGACGUUCCAACAGCUUCUCCCUGCCAAGGUCAAAGGAAAGUGACAAGCCCCGGGACAGGGGAAGGGCAGGCAGUGGAGGCAAUCGGGUGAGUGAAGAAAUGAGCCUGGACCCUCUGCAAUGGUCUUACCUGAAGGACGUGUGCCAUUCUGCUCUCGAGAGGCUGUGCAGGGAUGGCAUGGUGCAGAUCUCGGAGCGUCGUGCUGGGGACUGCACUGUGCUAACAUUACAGGCAGAGGACAGGUCCAGGCUCAUCCAGGCUAAGUGGAAGGUGGAAGCUCUUGUACAGAAGUGUCCUGACCUUGUGUGUCAGAGUAUGAGCUACUCAGAGCUUGCUGUCGAUGGUCCAGAUGACAGUGCCUUGGGUGAACUGUGCAGCCUCUUGCAAGGAAAUUCCCUGCAGGUUGGACUCAGCAAAGACAAGUACAAGCUGUGGCUUGUCUGCCCCAAGGAGAUGCUUCCAGGAGUGACCGAGGCCUUCCAGAUGUUUUCUGCCAGGAGGCUCCAUGGUCUAAAGUCUUCAUCCUUGUCUCUAGGACUAGAGAGUACAGGGCAUUCAAGUGUCAUCCAGCUGAGCAGAUGCCACGACAAGGAGCUGAGUGCAGCCCUUCCAGGCAGCCUGGAUUCCCUACAGAUGGGUCUGCAGCACCUGAGCAUUAGCAAAGAAACAGACAACACAGACAUGCCCAGGGCUUUCUGGCUGCCAGAGGCUGAGGAAAAGAGGUCCCCUAGUCCUUGGAGGUUCCAGCAGGCACAGGGGCUGGAGGAGGCCAAUGACCAUGUUGAUUCUAGGGCUGUGCAAAGAGAAAGCAGCCUUUUUAGCCUGAGCACAGUGGAUAACCUAAGUCCUGCUGGUCUGAGGGACUCCCAGGAGCAGCCGAAGACAAAACUGCCUGUGGGGCAGUCUGACAUCACACGGUUAAAACAGGUUUUGCCAGAUAGAUUCCAGUUUGCAAGAGACAAGAGCAGAGGAGGCCACAAUGAAGCGAUGCGGUCUCCAGUUCCUACAGCAGAUGGUGGUCCUGACUCCCUGCCCACCUGGCUCUGCAGGGUUGCAGCUGCUGAUCCCCCCCAUGCUACAGCCAAGCAGCUGCCCGCAGCAGAGCCCAGGGGCCGAGAGUGGGCCCUGCUCCCUGUGGACAGCAGCAAUGUGCAGGAGGAGCCAGGCCCCUCAUCAGAGCAGAGAAGAGGUCCCAGCCUUGGGCAGGAAGGCAGCAAGACCCCUCUGGGCCAGUGUGAUGCUUGCCAGGGCUCAGGUGUGACCUGCCAAGCUCCCUGUGGUCAUGCCUUGUGCAGGACAUGUUUUGCAGCAGACAGGACACAGCCAGCUUGCUGCAGCUCCUCCUCAGUUGUCCCAAGCCGCAAAAUCUUGGGGACAUUCAAGAUCUCCACCCUGUCUCAGAAUCUGCCUGGCUACUAUCGAGACCUAACACUCUGUGUUGCCUACAACAUCCCUGAUGGUGUGCAAGGGGUUGAUGACCCCCGGCCAGGACAGCCUUACAAAGGAGGGGAUUUCUGUGCCUUCCUGCCUGACAACAAGGAAGGGCAGAAGACAGCAAUGCUGCUGAAGAAAGCAUUUGAGCAUGGUCUGACAUUCCAGAUCAAGUCCUGCAAUGGAGAGGAAAGAGUGACAUGGGGCCUUGUCCCACACAAGACCUCCUGGGAUGGAGGCAAAGCCAGGAAUGGCUAUCCAGACUCCCAGUAUCUCCGUGAGGUUUGCACAGUACUGAAGAAUCUGGGCAUUGCCUGAGCUCCCCCAGCCUGAGCAGCCACAGCCUGUGCCUUCAUUGCACCUUCCUUCCCAGCUGACAAAAGUGCAGCUCAACACAGACAGCUCAGGAAAAAGCAGGUUUUGGGCCAAGGAGCUCUGUGUUCCCAGAGUUAACCAGAAAUCUGCCCUUAGUCACAGCAGGACCUCCAUCCCUGCCCCUCACAAGCCUCAGCAUGGAUCAGUGCCAGUUAUGCAGUGUGUUCCUGCACCAGCUCCAGGCUGAGCCCUGGCAUGGCCGUUAGCAGUGUAACCCAAACCCAGUCAGGAGCCUACAUGGAGUCCAGCCCCAUCUUCUGGAAUUCUUGUCCUCUCUCCAGCCACUACAGGCAGGUUCCAGCUCAGCUGCUGCCAGAGCCGUGCUCAGGCAGCACAGCUGUUUGCUCAGACCUUUCUGUCCCCAGGCAGACAGCCUCGAGCUACAGCCCCUCCUCAGCACCUGUUCUGCAGGCAGCAGACAACCUGCCCCCCCCCACUUAACAGUGCCCAGGGCAGCUGCUUUCCAUGAGAAAUACAGGCAUGGGCAGUCUCUGGUGGAGAAACAAAUAAACAAGACU